Arachis duranensis is the source of this 3517-nucleotide messenger RNA. Its product is annotated as disease resistance protein RPP13-like. The record is from RefSeq and is a predicted model, not a curated record. Lineage: Eukaryota; Viridiplantae; Streptophyta; Magnoliopsida; Fabales; Fabaceae. The transcript has 3 exons. The coding region runs from base 59 to 3166 and encodes 1035 amino acids. Gene Ontology annotation, molecular function: DNA-binding transcription factor activity; ADP binding. Gene Ontology annotation, biological process: signal transduction; defense response; positive regulation of DNA-templated transcription.
GUCAUCGGCGCUGGCGCCGGCGCCGUGGGUGUGGGCGACGUCACCCUUAUCAGAAAGCAUGUAUGAUGUUUUUCUGAACUUUAGAGGCGCAGAUUCAAGGUUCCUGUUCACAGACUAUCUGUAUCAUGGACUUGCCGACGUAAAAAAACUGGAGGUAUUCAGAGAUGAUCCGGGUCUGGAACUAGGAGACGCAAUUAAAGCUACUCUGAUGGAAGCCAUUAAAAGAUCAAGGAUUCAUAUUGUUGUGAUGAGUGAAAACUAUGUAUCUUCCCGGUGGUGCCUACUAGAACUACAGCAGAUGCUCAAGUUUGGAAAGAAAGGGUCCGUUAUCCCAAUUUUUUAUCGCGUGGAGCCGUCAGAAGUGAGAUUUAGCGACAAAUCUAAGGAAGCCAUGAAGAAACAUGAAGAGAGAUACGGCAAAGACACGGCGGACGCGUGGAAGUCGGCUCUAUCUAUAGUUUGCGGGCUAAGCGGGGAACACAUUUUUUGUGUUGAGAAAUCACAGAAGUAUGAAACUGGGGUCAUUGGCAAGAUUGUUGAACAAGUCUCUGCAAAACUUCUAAAGAUCAAGCAACAAAUAAAUAGAUUUGAUUCUCAAUUUGAAGAGGUUGAAUCACUUUUGAACCUUGAAUCUCAUGAUACUACUGUUCGUAUGGUGGGAAUUUAUGAAGAUCCUAAAAUAGGCAAAAGUUACAUAACAACAUUUGCCUUUGAGCUAUACUAUAAGAUCAAAUAUAAGUUCCAAGCGGCAGGUUUUCUUGUCAAUGUUAGUAAACAGCUAAUGAAAAUCACCGAUAAUCUCUUGGAAAAUCUCCAAAAGGAGCUUCUUUCUGAUAUGGAUGUGGAGACCAUGCAGGAAUUGGAGCAUAAAAAAAUGCUUCUGGUUCUGGAAGGGGUUGAUAAUAAAGAUCAUUUGGAGUUGCUAGUGGGAAUGGGAAUAGGUGAUUGGUUUGGUCGUGGUAGUAGGAUCAUCAUAGCAACAGAAAACAGAUAUCUUUUUCGUUAUUGUCCUCCUGUGAUGAAUGGUGUUAAGCUUGAGAAACAUUGCAUACAUGAAGGUGAAUUGGUGAAGGAAAAAAUUGUGAAGGAAAAGAAUGUAGUGGGAUUUGUAAAGGAUUUCAUUGAUGUAAUUAAUCAACUGAGGGAAGAAGAUUCAAAGGGGAGGAAUGUCGUUUCCAUUGUUGGCAUGGGAGGAUCAGGCAAGACCACCCUUGCCCGAAAGAUCUUCGAUAGCAAAUUGGUCACUGAGCUAUUCCCUUACCGUGCAUGGGUAAUUGUUUCCAAAGAUUAUAGAGAAAAUGAAGUUUUCUUAAGCCUUCACCGCUCUUUGAUGCCAUCCACCACACCUAUACCUAAUAAUGAAGAGGUUUUAAAGGCAAAUGUGAGAAAAUAUUUGAAUCGGAAAAGGAGAAAGUAUUUGGUAGUUCUAGAUGAUGUGUGGGAUACUCAAGUGUGGGACAAGAUAAAGGAUUAUGUUCUCCCAGAUAACAAUAAUGGAAGCAGGAUAUUGGUGACUACACGAAAUCAUCAGGUGGCAAACUAUGCAAGGUCAAAGGAGCCUCACCAUGAACUUAGCCGUUUGAAUGAAGAAGAAAGUUGGGAAUUGUUUUGCAGUUACGUGUUUUGUGGAGAAGAAUGUCCCCCUGAUUUAGAGCCUAUUGGUAAAUCAAUUGCUGAAAGUUGCAAGGGUUUACCAUUGGCUAUCAAAACCACAGCUGGAAUUGUGGCAAAGCGAGAGAGAUCACAAGAUGCAUGGCAAAAAAUCAAGAACCUGAUCCCUUAUUGGCGUGUUGCUGAAGACAAGGAUGGUAAGAAGAUGAUGGAGAUAUUGAAGCUUAGCUACGAUGAUCUGUAUGAGAAAAUGAAGCCAUGCUUUUUAUAUCUUGGAGUGUUUCCUGAAGAUGAAGAGAUUUGGGUGAGAGACUUAAUCCAUCUAUGGAUAGCAGAAGGGUUCAUAGAACCAAUCCAAACUGGAAGAUCAAAAGCACCACCCCCAGAACCUGAAGAUAUUGGUGAGCAAUACUUGAAGGAGCUAGUGGACCGUAACUUGGUACAAGUGACCAGUAGGAAGAGUGAUGGCAAAGGCGUGAAAACAUGUCGGAUCCAUGAUCUCAUCCGAGAACUAUGCAUAUCAGUGAGUAAUAACAGUAACAAUGCUCGUAGGUUGUCCUUUCCCAAUGAUGUAGGAUCCUAUGCAUGUUCAGUAACAUGUAACCAAUCAAGGACUUGUUCCUUGUUCGCUUAUGGAGAUAUCGCGGGGUGGUCACAUCAUGUUCCAGAAGAUUGCCAGGUUAAUGUGCUAUACUUGAAAGGAGUGGAUUGGAAUCUAUCUAGCAAAGAGAAUUCUGAGUAUUUGAUGAGGUUGAAAAGCCUCAGGUUCUUGAAAAUGGAUUAUACUGCCCCACGCGGGUUAUUUAAUAAGCUUCAGAGUUUACAAACAUUACGUGUACUGACCACUUUGGAGUAUGAGAAAACCAUUGAUGAGGGGUUAAGGCAUUUGAGACAUCUUAGUUGUGCUUCUGGAGUGCAUUUAUUAGAAAAAGAAGGGGUUAAAUAUAAAAUGCAAAAUGUUCAAACUCUAUGUGAUGUGUAUAUGGAUUCACGACUGGGGUUCUUACUCGACAAUGGCUACUUUCCCAACUUGAGAACACUGGGUUUAAUACCGAUGAGUGAAGACCAAGGUCAAUCAUUGAGGAACUUGCACCGCCUAAGCAAGCUACAUAAAUUGAAAUUACAGUUUGGGGUCUACUCUAGAAGGGUUCCAUUAGAUAAAAUUACAUUUCCGUCAAAUCUUAGCAAGAUUACCUUGUCAUGGUUUGAGGAUUUAAAGUACCAAGACAUGAAUGCUUUGGGACAAAUUCCCAGCCUUCAAAUUUUAAAAUUAUAUCAAGUGAAAUGUACCAAAAAAGCCCUUAAUUGUGGUGGUGCUGGGAGCUUUCCGCAGCUUCAAGUUUUUAUCAUGAUAUCAGUGAAGGUCACACGUGUUACAUUAGAAGACGCUGCGAUGCCUUGCCUUCAACGUGCGCUCUUUCGUGAGUGUCGUGGCUUGAAGUCCAAGUACCUUCCUGAACGAAUGCUUUCCUUGGGUAGUAACUUGCAUUUUAUAGAACCUUUUGAUGAUGAUGAUGAUGAUAUUGUUGAUGAGGAUUUUAAUUUUGAUGAUUGAUUGAUUUCUGUGAAGUAUUGGAUGUCAAUGUCACAGCUUUUCCAAAAGCAGAACUCUCCUCCAUAAUACAUACAUCAUUUCAUGAUGUGCUCCUGCAGCCUCAUUGUAUUGCAAUGGAGUAGUUGUGAUCCUCUAAUAUUGCACUACUUUUUUUUCUUUUUUUAAUAUUGAAUAAAGUGUUUUUUUUAAUUAUUUGAAUGACACCUUUUAUUACUUUUAAUUUCAUAUUGUAAUUCCUCCAAUACAUGUUUAUUAUGGUUUACUAUUAUUUAAGUUGUGAUGUUCUAUUUGAAGUUUUGAAUGCCAUGUAAUUUUUUUGUUAUAAAUAAAUAUGGGAUGAGUGUUUCAUAA